ACUCAUGUCUUAUUUUUCCUGGAUUCCUGCCUACCUUGACUCAAAGUUUCAUAGGACGAUUCAACGCCCUUAGCAAUCUGCCAGCUAUAGCAAGAGGUAUCUAAGGAGGCACAGGAGGCGCCUGAAGGUCUCUUUUUUUACACUCAGUAGCAGCUCAACUGGACUGUUGCUGGAAACUCUCCCCUCUGUUCUCUCUGGCUCCCUUUCUGACUCCAAGUCAACCCUCCUGCUGCUCCUGCUGCCACUGACUCAACUGAACCUGAGAUACCAAAUACCAGGACUUCUGAUUUAGUUCUGGGGCUGGGGUGGGAAAUAAACCAAGGAGAAAGGGGGGGAAACACCCACCAAACAAAAGCAGGGAUUCCCAUCUGGAGGCUGCGGAGACGUCCUGCAAGGGUUCCAGAAGUUGGGACUUCUUCCGAAACACACUUGCUGAGACAUCAUUCUGCUCGGUUAGGUGUAUGGGACUUAACUUCUACAAGCACUGAAUUCUAAAGCAAAAGCAUGACCACUUUACUACUAGCCUUUGUGUGUUUGCAAGUCAUCACUGCAGCCAGCUCUGUGGAAGUUUUAGAUCAUGGUGCCACAUUGAGUGUGAGCAUACCUUUACAUUCCCCCUUGCGCGUCCCCCUUGGAAAAACUCUGACCAUUCCCUGUUACUACAUUGACACACUGGAGCACGUCACCACCUCUCCGUUCACACCCCCUCUGUCCCCGAGAAUCAAAUGGAGCAAGUUAUCCGAGGACAAAGAUGUGGUCUUGUUGGUGGCCAUGGAUGGCCAUGUGAGAAUCAACACUGCAUACAAGGAGGUGGUUUCUUUGCCCAACUACCCCGCCAUACCCACCGAUGCCACCCUGGAAAUCAAGACGCUUCGGUCCAACGAUACCGGGAUCUACCGCUGUGAAGUGAUACAUGGCAUUGAGGACAGCCAGGACACAGUGGAGGUCAAAGUAAAAGGAAUCGUGUUCCAUUAUAGAGCCAUCUCCACCCGAUACACUUUGGACUUUGAGAAGGCCAAGCAGGCAUGUAUCCAGAACAGUGCGGUCAUUGCAACCCCUGAACAGCUCCAGGCUGCCUAUGAUGAUGGCUUUGACCAGUGUGAUGCUGGCUGGUUGUCUGAUCAGACCGUCAGGUACCCAAUGCACCAUCCACGUGAAGGUUGUUAUGGUGACAAGGAUGAAUUUCCUGGAGUGAGAACAUAUGGCGUUCGAGAAACAGAUGAGACAUAUGAUGUGUAUUGUUAUGCCGAUGAAAUGAAAGGUAAAGUCUUCUAUGCCACUUCCCCGGAGAAGUUCACCUUCCCAGAAGCUGCAGAGAAAUGCCAUAGCCUUGGUGCCCGUUUGGCCACAACGGGAGAGUUGUACCUUGCCUGGAAAGAUGGCAUGGAUGUUUGCAGCGCCGGCUGGCUGGCGGACCGCAGCGUUCGGUAUCCCAUCAACAAGGCACGGCCCACUUGCGGUGGCAACUUGGUGGGAGUUCGCACGGUGUACCUCUAUGUCAACCAGACAGGGUAUCCUUACCCCCACUCGCGCUACGAUGCCAUCUGCUAUACUGAUGGUGACUUGGGUACAAUCAUCCAUGAAAACUUCACCGAUGUGAUCAUAGAUGAACUGGGCAGUGGCUUCACCAUCCAGACAGUCACCGAUGUUGACGUAGAGCUGGAAUUUCCACGAAAUGUAACAGAGGAAGAAGCCCGGGGAAGCAUCGCAACCUUGGAGCCAAUAGAUUUUACAGCCACUGCCUCAGAGGUGGAGGAAGGCUUCACGGCCACUCCUGAUCUCUUUGCUACUAUUGGCUUUGUGAAUGAGACGGAGAAUGCGACUGAGGUAGGAAUUUGGGAGGACCUCGAAAACGCCACUGUUUCAGUCCUGGAUGUCCUUUUCACCACGGAGACCCCAGAGGUGAGCUCAGUAGAAGAGACCUUGUGGGCUACCGAAACACCAGGGCCGGAGUCUGCCUUGCCAUUCACCGUGGAGGAGGAGAUCGUGCCAUGGACAGCUGCUCCUGACAUUGCCCUCGUUCCCAGCCAGCCCAUUUCACCUACAGGUGUUAUCUUUCAUUACCGACCAUCCACCAACAGAUACUCCCUGACCUUUGUCAAAGCUCAGCAAGCUUGCCUGGAUAAUCAUGCUGUCAUUGCCACUCCUGAACAACUACAGGCCGCCUAUGAAGAUGGCUAUGACCAGUGUGAUGCUGGCUGGCUGAGGGACCAGACGGUCAGGUACCCCAUUGUGUUUCCCCGAAACAAAUGUGAAGGUGACAAGGAAGACAUCCCAGGGGUGCGGACAUAUGGUAUGCGCCCCGCAUCGGAGAUGUUUGAUGUAUACUGCUAUAUUGAUAAACUGAAUGGUGAGGUCUUCUUUGCAACCCAGCUGGAGCAGUUUACCUUCCUGGAAGCCCAAGAAUACUGUGAGAGCCAGAAUGCCACUCUGGCUUCUGCUGGACAACUGUAUGCUGCCUGGAAACUUGGCCUAGACAACUGCCGUGCCAGCUGGCUGGCUGACGGCAGCCUCCGAUACCCCAUCGCCAACCCCCGUCCUGGAUGCGGUGGGGACAAACCUGGAGUGAGGACCAUCUACUUGCACCACAAUCAGACGGGGUUCCCUGACCCGCAAUCAAAGCAUCAUGCCUUUUGUUUUAAAGCUCUGCCAUCCCUGUACGAAGACAUAGAAGAGGAUCUCAUUUCAGCUCAGCUGGUCCCUGGAGUCGAGGAAGUCCCUUCUGGGGAAGAAACAACCGUGGAAAUUGAGUUUGCCACUGACUCUGAAAAUCAGACUGAGUGGGGGGCAGAAGUAUUUCCAACAAAUAUGUCAUUGCUAACUGCAAGUCCAUCGGCCGUUCCUACUAUUUAUGAAAUACCUGAAGAAACAAGUGCAGAAGCUCCAAUAACAGAGACAUCUGUCUCUGGAUGGACCUCUGGAGUGCCAGAUAUAAGUGGAAUCCCUGAAAUUAGUGGAGAACCUUCAGGAUUUGGAGAAAGUGGAUUUCCUUCUGGAAUCCCAGAUUUAAGUGGACUUCCUUCUGGAGAGAGUGGACUCCCAUCAGGAGAUACAAGUGGCCUUUCUUCUGGCAUUAUUGAAGUCGUCUUAUCUUCUGGUGAUGAAGAAUUAUCAGGAAUUGGCCCAGAAAUCCACCAACGAAUUCCUGGACUUCAAGAAGGCAAAGGGAUCCCAGAAAUCAGUGGAUUGCCUUCUGGAAUGAGUGGAGAAGGAUCUGGCACUGAUCUUUUCAGUGGUUUGCCAUCCGGAGAAUAUGAUUACAGUGGUUUGACAUCUGGAUUCCCUACUGUGUCUCUUGUGAAUGCCACUUUGGUGGAAGUUGUAACCACAGCAACGGAAAGAGAAAUGGAAGGGAAAGGGACAAUUGGAGUCAGUGGAGAUGGAGACUUAUCGGGCUUUCCAUCGGCUGAGUGGGACAUUAGUGGAUUGCCCUCAGGAGUAGAUGUCAGUGAAAUCCCUGACAUCAGUGGGCUGUCCUCCGGACUUGAUAUCAGUGGGGAGCUAUCCGGGAUACCAGAUAUCAGUGGAUUAUCAUCAGGACUUGAUAUCAGUGGACAAUCCUCUGGUCUACCAGAUAGCAGUGGGUUAUCCUCAGGAAUUGACUUCAGCGGAGCGCCUUUGGGGAUACCUGAUCUAAGUGGUUUUGUGGACUUAAGUGGUCGAGGUUCUGGAACUGAUGAAAGUGGCGAGACUUCAGGAGUUACCUUCAUAGAUUCUAAUUUAUUUGAAGUGACAACGACUUCUUCAACUAAAGAAGAAGAAGGGAAGGGAUUUGUAGAAAUAAGUGGAUUGCCUUCGGGAGAUGAAGAUCUAUCAGGCACAGUGUCUGGAAUUUGGGAUGUGAGUGGUCAACCUUCUGGACAAAUAGAUUACAGUGGAUGGAUUUCAGGAGUCCAUGAAGGCAGUGGAAUUCCAAGUGGACUAACGGACAUGAGUGGGGAAAGUUCUGGUGUGAGCCUCACCAGUGGUUUGUCAUCUGGAAUUUAUGAUUAUAGUGGGCUCUCAUCUGGAUUUCCUACAAUCUCUCUUGUGGAUACAACUUUGGUGGAAGUUGUAACACAGCCAUCUGUUGCCCAAGAAUUAGGAGAAGGGACAUCUGGGAUCUUAGAAGUCAGUGGUUUCCCUUCAGGAGAGAGGGAAACAUCUGGAGAAAUAUAUGGUGUGACAACAGCUAGUGGAUUACCAUCAGGGACAUUUGACAUCAGCGGAACAUCAUCAGGUGUUCCAUAUUUUAGUGGAGAAGUUGCAGUUGUCACUGAUAUAAAUGGAGAGUCUUCAACUGUAGGUAGUACUAGUGGUGAUGCUUCUGGACUCCCAGAAAUCACCUUAAUGACUUCGGAUCUAGUAGAAGCUGUAACAAGUCCAGCAGUUUCACAGGAACUGGGAGGAGGAACAGAGGCCACAUAUUUUCACUUUACUGACUCAAGUGGAGAAGCCUCCACAGCUAGUGGAGAGACUUCUGCAUAUCCUGAAAGUACCCUAAAAUCUCCUGAAUAUCAUGAUAUUAGUGGUGAAACUUCCACAUUCCAUGAAACUGGCGUUGAAACUUCAACUGUUCAUGAACUGAGUGGUGAAACAUCAGCCUUGCCAGAAAGUCACUUAGAAGUGUCAACCAUUUACGAAGUAGAUAGUGAAACCUCUGCAUUGCCUGAAAGCUACUCAGAAACAUCUGGAGUACCUUCGGUCAGUGGCUUGCCCUCGGGGGAAUUUGAAGAGAGGAGCCAGAUCCAUGGGGAUAGUUCAGGGCCACCUCCUCAUCCAGUCUCAGAUGGUCCAGAGAAAGACCUGUUGCCAGAUGCUGAGUUAAUAGAACACACCAAGGAUCUAUCAGAGGCUUAUGAGGAUGUGAUACCAGAGUCAGAAAGAGAAGAUGCAUCUAUUUCAGAGGCUUCACCAAUGCCUCCUGCUGCCACAGAUGCCCUGCCUGAAGUUUCACCCCAUGUGACAGAUGAAACAGAGCCAAUGACACAAGUUACAUCCAAGACAUGUGAAGAGAAGCCAUGUGGAGUGGGAACUUGCCAGGAACAAGAAGGGAUCGUCACUUGCUUGUGCCCACCUGGAUAUAUGGGUGAUCACUGUGACAUAGACGUUGAUGAGUGCCACUCCAGACCCUGUCUGAAUGGAGCUACCUGCGUCGAUGGCGUCCACAAUUUCACAUGCUUAUGCCUUCCCAGCUACGGAGGGGAUCUCUGUGACAUUGACCUGGCAGAAUGUGAAGUGGGUUGGACCAAAUUCCAAGGCAACUGUUACAAGCAUUUCGAAGAGAAACACACCUGGGUGGAUGCUGAGAACUUGUGCCGAGAACACCAGUCCCACUUGAGCAGUAUCAUCACUCCCGAAGAGCAAGAGUUUGUCAACAACAAUGCACAAGACUACCAGUGGGUUGGCCUUAGUGACAGAGCUGUUGAAGAUGAUUUCCGCUGGUCUGACGGUCACUCCCUUCAAUAUGAAAAUUGGCGGCCCAACCAGCCUGACAACUUCUUUGCCAAAGGAGAAGACUGUGUCGUAAUGAUUUGGCAUGAGAAGGGCGAGUGGAAUGACGUCCCUUGUAACUAUCACCUUCCGUUCACCUGCAAAAAAGGAACAGUUGUUUGCAGGGAUCCCCCCAUGGUUGAGAAUGCCAGGCACUUUGGCAAGAAGAAAGACCGCUAUGAGAUCAACUCCAUGGUGCGAUACCAAUGCAAUCAAGGCUACGUACAGCGCCACGUGCCCACCAUUCGGUGUCAACCCAAUGGGCACUGGGAAGAGCCACGGAUAGCCUGUAUAGAUCCCUCCACCUAUAAGCGCAGACUACAUAAGAGAAGCCCACGGACUCGAUCGAGGACCAAUGGCGGAAUGGCACAGAGAACCACCCAUUAAAAGGAAGGAGAGCAAGAGAUAAGACACAGAAAGAGAGAACGAGAGAGAGAGAUUGAGAGAGAGAGAGAAAGAGAGAGAUAAAAAAUUUAUGGAACAGUUAUAUUAACAGACGCUUGUUGCUUUUUGUUGUUGUUGUUGUUGUUAUAUAAGGAAAAAAAUAUAUUAAAGAAAAAAAUCCAAGUUGUGUAUAUGUAAAAAACAAAAACAAAAACAAAAAAAGAGGGAAGGAGGGAGGGAGGGAAAAGACAGCAAAGCAAAAGCCAUUGGGAUUCCAGCAUUUUUAUUUUAUUUUCUACUCACUGCCUGGAUCCAAAUAUCUUUGUGCCUUAGGAGGGGAGGGGAGGGGACGGGGAGGGGCACAGGAGGGCGAGGGUUAAGUUAAAUAAUGAAAGCAGAGUGUUAUUUUUGUUGUGGGCGUGGAAGGGAGUGACCUGAUAUUGUAUUGUCGAAGGCUUUCAUGGCCGGAAUCACUGGGUUGUUGUAGGUUUUUUCGGGCUAUAUGGCCAUGGUCUAGAGGCAUUCUCUCCUGACGUUUUGCCUGCAUCUAUGGCAAGCAUCCUCAGAGGUAGUGAGG
Messenger RNA from Anolis sagrei ordinatus, 6433 nucleotides. RefSeq names its product aggrecan (gene ACAN). Lineage: Eukaryota; Metazoa; Chordata; Lepidosauria; Squamata; Anolidae. Gene Ontology annotation, molecular function: hyaluronic acid binding; calcium ion binding. The record is from RefSeq and is a predicted model, not a curated record. Gene Ontology annotation, cellular component: perineuronal net; synapse. Gene Ontology annotation, biological process: glial cell differentiation; central nervous system development; positive regulation of neuroblast proliferation.